AUUUUUAUUCCUGUUCUUAAAUUUCAUCCUCUUUAUUUUGAUCCUUUCCCGGUACUCCGACCUUAUAGAUUAGCCUUUGAAGGCCAGGAGGGUUCUCAUCAUUACAGCAACACAAGAGAAGUCUCCUCCACCCACAGUAGUCCCUAUAAAACCCUUCCCAGACCUCCCAGAGACCCACGCAGCAUGCCUCCCACCCCGGUUCUGACCCGCAAUGCCUACAGCAGCAGCCAGCUCAGGUCAGAAGGCUCUCCUCAGUGUUUCCGACAUCGCAGCGGCAGCCUGGAGUCGCAGCCCGGGCUGAGAAAAGACGCCGACUCCGAGAAGCCGGUGUUCAUCCUUUCACAAACCUACCGCAGCAACAGCACGGAGGCGCUGGAAGACUGCUCCUCCUACACCAGUCAGUCCAGCCUGGACUGCUGCGGCGCAGCCCACUCGCAGUACAGUACGCUGGACUCUCGUACGUCCACCCUGCACCGGCUCCACAGGAAGGUAGAAGUUUAUGGCAACACGGGGAGCAUGCCCAACCUGGUGCCACACCAUUCUGGAUGUAGCUACUCAUGUGAGCACUCGGCCCACUACGCUCCAAGUGCCUACUACGUCAACGACUACCCCUGCUCCGACGUGGAUCAUUACACCAACGGUGCUUAUGUGUACGAGAAUGAAGUGGAAGGCCACUACAACGUCAACCCUUCCUACCAAAUGAAUGGGUUCCACGGACACGACAGAUUCCGACACUACAGCAGCGACCGUGCGGAUGGAUUCUCCCAGAAUCCCUACGCAACGGUGAGACCGCCUCGAAACAGAGAAGGCCCCAGGAAUGAACUUUUGGCCAAGAACAUGCAUAAGGCCCUGGUGACGGAGCAUCUGAGAGGCUGGUACCACCGCAACCGGGGCCACAGGGAGGGAGGGAGGGGGAUUUAUGACUUUGACAACGGCUCUCAGCUCAGUCUCGGUUACCAGACCAUGCCAGCAGCCUUCAGCCACUCCAGCAGAACCACCUCCUUCUCCUCAG
Cynoglossus semilaevis (tongue sole) is the source of this 1012-nucleotide messenger RNA. RefSeq names its product FERM domain-containing protein 4B-like. Lineage: Eukaryota; Metazoa; Chordata; Actinopteri; Pleuronectiformes; Cynoglossidae. The annotation marks the transcript as partial. The record is from RefSeq and is a predicted model, not a curated record. Gene Ontology annotation, biological process: establishment of epithelial cell polarity. The transcript has 2 exons. Gene Ontology annotation, cellular component: bicellular tight junction; adherens junction.